AUGGACAGCUGCAAUAUAGGUAGUUGGAAUGUAAGGGGAAUGAAUAAUAAGGAGAAGCAAAACUAUAUUUUGGAGUUUUGCAAUUUCAGUAAAGUUGGUGUAUGUGGUUUGUUAGAAACAAAGUUGAGAGGGAAUAAAAUUCAGGAGUUAAUGGAGAAUAAAUUUACUAAUUGGGACUGUUAUACCAGUUCCAGUAUUGAGGGUUGGAUAUUGAUAGUGUGGAGGAGAAAUUUUGUGCGUGUCAUUGUCAUAUCAAAAUCCCAGCAGCAUGUGCAUUGUGUGGUUAAAAUGUUUGGUCAAGUUAAAACUUUUUGUUUAACUUUUGUGUAUGGCUUUAACUCAAUUGAAGAUAGAAAGGGUCUUUGGCAAAGCCUGUUACAGCUCAGAUUUCCUGUCAAACCUUGGGUAGUGCUUGGGGAUUUUAAUUCUGUGUUCAAUGUGGAUGAUAGGAUUGGAGGGAAUCCAGUGACUCAUACUGAAAUGGAUGACUCAAAUAACUGGUUGGCUCAAGCUCAUGUUGACAAGCUCCAAAGUAAUGGUUCUUUUUUCACUUGGACCAACAAUCAAGAUGGUCUUAAGCAUAUCUAUUCCAAGAUAGAUCAUGUUUUUGUGAAUGAAGAUUGGCAUGAUGACUUUCCAAACACUUCAGCUCGAUUUUGUUGGGAGGUCACUUCUGAUCACUGCUCCUGUGUGAUUUCAGCUAGCACUACAGAAUUGAUAGGGGUCAAGCCUUUUCGUUAUUUUAAUUUCUGGGCAGAGCAUCAGGAAUUUCAGACCUUAGUGGAGAAGAAUUGGAAGAUUCCAUUGGCGGCUAGAGGGCUAAAAGGGGUCUAUUUGAAGCUUAUGAGGGUUAAACACUGUCUCAAGAAAUUCAAUCAUGAUAAAAUUGGUGAUAUUGGGAAGUCUUAUCAUAUAGCUAGAGAUAAUUACAUUGAGGCUAAACAUCAGGCUGAAGCCAAUCCGAGAGAUGUUCACUUCCAGCAGCAUGUUUCUAAAGCAGCUGAUUUGUUCAAUAUUCAAGAGAAAAUGUACCAUACUUUUCUCAAACAAAGAAGCAAAAAGAGGAAGGUUGAAAAUAGAAUAACCUCUUACACCACAGACCAUGGUCUGAUUAUUGAAAAAUUUUCUAAAGUUGUGAAGCACUUUCUGAACCAUUUUCGUGGCUAUAUGGGAAGUAAAAGUAAUGCAACAGCCAGGUUGAAUAUGAAUUGCAUUGAGCAGGGACCGAAACUUACUCUUGAGCUUCAACUGGGGUUGUUGAGACCGGUUACUAGCAAGGAAAUAAGGAGAGUAAUGUUCAGUAUUCCAGAUACAAAGUCUUCGGGGCCCGACGGAUUCGAUUCAGGGUUCUUUAAAAAGAUGUGGCCAGUUAUAGGAGGAGAAAUCUCUGAUGCUAUUAUCAGUUUCUUUAAACACAGACUGGCUUUGGUUCUUCCUGUCUUAGUUCAUCAAAAUCAGGGAGCUUUUAUUCAAGGGAGAUCAAUUGCUCAUAAUGUGAUGAUUCUUCAAGAUAUUUUGAAGAAUUACAGGAUGAAAAAUACGUCUCCCCGUUGCACCAUCAAGAUUGAUAUAAGUAAAGCCUAUGACACUGUGGAUUGGCAAUUUGUAGAAGAUUUGCUGAAUGCUCUGAAUUUCCCUGGUAAAUUUGUUCAGUUGGUGAUGAAUUGUAUUAAAAGUACAACUUAUUCUCUUCUUAUGAAUGGUAGAGUUCAAGGAGGGUUUCAAGGAGUUAAGGGGCUUCGUCAGGGUGAUCCUUUAUCCCCUUUGAUAUUUGUUCUGGUUAUGGAAUAUCUGUCGAGAUGCCUUCUUCAAGCGGCUCAGAAAUCCAAUUUUCGCUUUCACCCCCUGUGCAAAAACCUAGAAUUGAUCAACCUUUGCUUUGCGGAUGACUUGAUUCUUCUCAGCAAAGGUUCUAAGCAGUCCAUCAAGGUGCUGAAAUCUGUUCUUGAUGAGUUUAGUGUUACUACAGGGCUGUUUAUCAAUGCUAGCAAAUCCCAGAUUUUUUUCGGAGGGGUUGGCUCUAAGGAGAAAGAGGAGAUCAUUGGUGAAGUUGGGUUGACUGAAGGCACCUUUCCUUUAAAGUACUUAGGGGUGCCUUUAAGACCAACCAAGUGGAGAGCUGAAGACUGCGGGGUUAUUCUAAAAAAAAUCUGA
This is a messenger RNA of Humulus lupulus (European hop), 2154 nucleotides long. RefSeq lists its product as uncharacterized. Gene Ontology annotation, molecular function: catalytic activity. NCBI's taxonomy places the organism in Eukaryota, Viridiplantae, Streptophyta, Magnoliopsida, Rosales, Cannabaceae. The transcript has 3 exons. The record is from RefSeq and is a predicted model, not a curated record. Bases 1 to 2154 code for a protein of 717 amino acids.